AUGAGCGACGAUAAGCGUAUACGCAGUCCUAAUUGGCUGUCGUCUGAAAAGGAACUUCUGUUGAGUCUAGUUCAAUCGUAUUUUAAUAUUAUAGAAAAUAAAAAAACUGAUGGAGUGACUAUAAAAUCAAAAUUAGCUCAGUGGAAAAUUAUUGCAGACCAGUACAAUAGGCGCACAAGCCACUGCUUUCGCACAGCAGAAAACCUAAAAGCCCAGUGGGAGAGUUUGAAAAAGGUAGCUAGAAAAGAUGCAGCAAAUAAUAGGAGACAUAUGAUUCAAACAGGAAGUGAGGAUCCACUAUAUAUACCUCUGAAAAAGGAAGAUCCCUUUCUUCAGCGGAUCUUAUGCCUAAUAUCCACCAGUGCUGGAUUGGGGAACAUGAUUGAGAAGCAGAAAUCAAAUCGCGACACCCGGAUUUCUAGGAGGCCAAUCCAUACAAAUACGUCUUCUUUGGAACUGUUGCGUAAAAAGAAGAUAGAAGCCAUAGAGCUACAAAAAAAGCUUGCGGUGGAGGAAAUGGAGAGAAAAAAGGUUUUACAUGACCUUGAUACUCAAAUAAAAAAACAAAUACUAAGACAAGAAAAAAUCAAAACAAAUUUGUUACUGAUCAAGCGAAGAAGAUUAUUAGCUUGCAGAAACACAAAAUGA
This is a messenger RNA of Pieris macdunnoughi, 648 nucleotides long. Lineage: Eukaryota; Metazoa; Arthropoda; Insecta; Lepidoptera; Pieridae. The record is from the annotation of a GenBank genome assembly.